AUGGCUGGAAAGUGGCCUGUCUUAGGGGAGAGGGGGAAAGGGGCGGGUUGGGGAGGGAUGGGGAGGGUGGUGGGGAAAGAGAGGAGUGAAAGCAGCAGAACCGGGGAUAUGCGAAGAGGAAACGCCAGCAUUGUGGCCAAUGAGGAGGGGACACGUGUAGCCAGGCUAGGAGCGGAGCGCAUGGAGGUAAGUGGCGGCUGGGGAGGAGUUGGAAAGGUCACGUGCCUUUGUGCGUGUGGCACACGGAGUGCUGCUCCCACUCAUGCUGCUCCCGCUCGUGCUGCUCCCGCUCGUGCUGCUCCCGCUCGUGCUGCUCCCAAUCGCGCCGCUCCCACUCGUGCUGAUCCCGCUCGUGCUGCUCCCGCUCGUGCUGCUCCCGCUCGUGCUGCUACCACUCAUGCUGCUCCCACUCUCGCUGCUCCUCCCACGUCGCCCGCCGCUGCUCCUCGCUCAACCCCGACCCACCCGCACGUGCACCUGGCACAGCUGAUGGCGCGCGUGGGGAUGGGUGGAGCGGGGAGCAGGGGUGAAAACAGGCGGAGAGGCACAGAGUGA
Messenger RNA from Closterium sp. Naga37s-1, 555 nucleotides. NCBI's taxonomy places the organism in Eukaryota, Viridiplantae, Streptophyta, Zygnematophyceae, Desmidiales, Closteriaceae. The record is from the annotation of a GenBank genome assembly.